This is a messenger RNA of Microplitis mediator, 1695 nucleotides long. RefSeq lists its product as uncharacterized. The record is from RefSeq and is a predicted model, not a curated record. The transcript is spliced from 2 exons. The coding region runs from base 100 to 1563 and encodes 487 amino acids. Gene Ontology annotation, biological process: recombinational repair. Lineage: Eukaryota; Metazoa; Arthropoda; Insecta; Hymenoptera; Braconidae.
AGGACAUAAAUAAAAUAAAUAUAAUACAUCAGUAGUGCAGUUUUUUAUAUUUUUAUAAAAGUUAAAUAAAUAUGUCACAAGUUAUGUUUGUUUAAAAAAAUGGCGGAUUUCGACAAAGAUUUCGACUUUGACGAGGAUUCACUUCGAGAAAUCGAAAGUAAUGAGGAAUCUUUAUUAUUUUCUCAGCGAGACAAUAUUCCUAUUGAAAGUCCCAAUGAAAAUCAAAGUCCUCCCCGUAAUCCUGAAAUAUCAUCACGAAAAAAUUUACUACUCGACAUAUUCGAAAGCAAUAAAUCAGUUAGUGAUGAAAAUAUAUCGCAAGAUGAGUCUUCCUCAAGAAAAAAUAUUUUACUAGACUUAAUGUCGAGAUCCUCGCCCGAACCGUCGCCCGAAUCGCCCAAAGAAAGGCAUCCACUGCGCCGAAUCCUCAUAGAUUCAUUUUCUAAAAAUACCAGCCGUGAAUCGACACCCGAUAAAUUUAAAAAAAAACUAGGAUUCGAUAGGAAUUCGGCUAGUCCAUUCAAAAGACCAACGUCUCCACCAAAACACGUGCCCCCGCCAAAAACCCUAGUCCGUAAAUUUCCCGGACCCGCUGGGUUGCUCAGUUACUCAAAGUCACGUUCAAAAAAUACCAGUCACAGAACAACGGAAGUUGACUUUGGCGAAACAAAACGUGAUUCAGGAUUUUGUUCUCAAGAAACCAAAAAAUUGUUUACCGAUGGCGCCUGGCGCCAAAUGAUCGACGAACUGCCUGAUGAUUAUUUACGCGGACAAAAUAUUUCAUCAAUAAAACGUCCAGGUCGCAGCAAUAAAAUUCCCGUGCUCGCUGGUAUCAUUCAUCGGAUUGAUUGGUCCGCCGACAAUCCUCGCGUUACUCUCAAAGAUAUAUCAGAUUCUGUGGAGGGCAUAAUGCACAAGGAUAUUUUUACAACGUAUCCAAAUAUUUUACAACCGGGUGUUGUCGUAUUGCUGCGCAAUGUCGGGAUCCUAAAUGUCACUGGUUCAAAAACUCCCUUGACCACUUCGAUAGUCAUAAUAUCAACUGACAGCAUUAUCGCUGCUUAUAAUGAUAAAUCACGAAUUAUUACCACACCCGAGCUUACUAAAUUAAUUAAUCGUGAUUACGCUGAUAGUAAUCAACACGAUAAUUACGAUGAUACAGAAAAUAUCGAUGCGAUAAUCGACAGCGAUUUUGAAUUUGAUAACCAUCUUAUUGAUGAUUUAACGGUUGAAAAAACUCCAGCGUUAACUUAUAGAGCAGAGGGAGACAAUGAUUUAGUAAGAGAAGAAGUCAAUAGUGUAGUUAACCGAAACGAAAUUGCUGGAUCAACUUUCGGCGACGAUUUAUUGAAUGACAGCGACGACGAAUUGAUGUCACAAAUGGAUCUAGAUAUUGCGGAUAAAUCACCAGACAAUCGCGAUACCGAUCAAGGAAAUGAACCCGCCGCUGAUAGGGAUAAUUUUUUUGAACUUAAUAAUGACGACACUUUUGGCGACAGUGAUGACGAAAUGCUGUCACAAUUUGAUGUUGAUGCUGUUGUUAAAACUUAUGAUGCUACAUGAUAAUAAAUUGAUUGUUAAUUAAUUAUAAUUAUUAUUAUUUACGAAAAUUAAGAUCAUUUCAAAUAUUUGUUUUUUUAUUUUUAAUAUUAUUACCAAUAGUAAUUAUAGAUUUAAUAAAUUAAUUAAUUAAUA